UAAGAGAUCUAUGUGGUGUUUGCACAUUUCAGAAAAACUAAAAAUGCAGACUGUCAUACUCAACUGAGCCAAUGAAGGAGUAGGGUGUCCCAGUGAUAAAGAGGGAGAAAGAGAGAUAAAAGAAAGAGAGAGAGAGAAAGGAGACAGAGGAGAAUAAAAGAAGUAUGGAGGAGGACAUCAGGAAAAGAGGAAUGUUGUACCUCCAGCAACAGAGGUUCGGCAAGAAAUGGAAGAAGGUGUGGACCAUCUUGUACAGAGAGAGCACCUGUUCCAUCUCCCGUCUGGAGUUCUUUGAGUGCAAGGACGGCAUGGGCACCCUGGAGAAACCAAACCGCAAGCAGGACAACAAGAAGGUGAUCAAGCUGAGCGACUGUAUUCGUGUGUCGGAGGUGGACAUUGAGGGAUGUCCUCGGGACUGUGGGCCUUUCCUGGUGGAAACCACAGAAAAGCUGUUCAUCUUUGCUGCCGACAACGCUGAACUAGAAGACUGGACACAGAGGCUUUGUGAAAUUGCUUUCCCAAUGAAACGAGGUGACCGCGGGGCUGGGCCCAGGCGAGGCAGUCUUCCCAGGGUCCUGGGAGACACUGACGGAGUCAGUAUGGAGAACAACAGCCUGUAUGGUGAAAGAAAGAAUGUGAUGAAAGACUUCAAGGUUUGUGCGAGGCGGUCGGAGAUAGCAGACAAGUGUGGCCUGAAGGGCUGCUACCUGAUGAGGACCGACCGCGAGAGCCUGCUGCUGAAGGAUCCCAGAACAGGAGAGGUGCUGUACUCAUGGCCCUACCGCUUCCUCAGGCGCUUUGGACGGGACAAGAUGACGUUCUCCUUCGAGGCUGGCAGGAGGUGUCAGUCGGGCGAGGGCAACUUUGAGUUUGAGACAAAGCAAGGCAACGAGAUUUUCCAGGCGGUGGAGGCGGCCAUCAACCUCCAACGGCCCACGAUGCCUCGCAGGCAGGCAUCAGGAGGCGUCAGUGCCCAGGAGAAGGAGACGCCAGCAGCGCCCCCUGCAGUUACGGUGGAGGAUCGUAGGAUCUACAGCACAGUGGACGAAAGGCAGGUCGGCCAGGCUGGACAGACCAGAACUGGACGCUCCCCUCCCGACGGUCAGCCAUGCCGUCUGGAUGCCCCGGCAGCUGACAAAGUCCUCACCGGAGUCAAGAGCCUCAACCUGGACUCCAGGCCCAUGCCACGUAAGAGCCAGGUGAAAAACUUCCGCAGCUGCCCGCUGGCCAAAUCUGAAGACCAGACCUACUCGCAGAUCACCCUGGGCAGCAUGGACCAUGGCACAGAGAGGUCGCGGAGCCCGGGGUCACUGUCGGCGGACGCUGACCCGGACUACUCGCUUCCUUUCGACGCUAUCGCCAAGAACGUGAUGGCGGAUAUACUGCAGGUGUCUCGGCACGGCGGCCUGCCUGCCCUGGGUGACCAGCAGCAGACCGGCGAGCGGGAAGCAGCUGUGGGGCAACACGACGACCUACCGGAUCCACUUUAUGACUCCAUCGACGAGAUGGCCAUUGGAGCGGGAGCGAUCCGGCUUCGCACCCCCAACCCAAAGACGUACACCAGGGCCGAGCACAUCUAUGACGAGCCAGAGGGAGUUGCCAUGGGGCCAGCCGAGAGGGCAGUGCCGGGCAAGCAGGGCUCCGCUUCACCAUCAUCUGCCGGAAGCAGCGCCACGUCACUGUACGACGACCCCGAGGAGGUCAAAGGUCAGGCGUGGAGGAUCAUGGGUGAGGCAGGGGACCCCAGCGGGCACGAGUACCCAUACAACCCCAACGCGGACGACUAUGCCGUCCCAAAGCCACCUCGUCGUGCUUUCAAGCCCGCGUUAGACCGCGAGCUCGAGGACAACCGGGACAAUGGUCUGUCCCCUUACGACAAUGUGAACGUGAAAAAGAAAAAUUGACUCGAGUUCAAAGACAGACACGAAAUCCACAAACUCUAAAAACACUCAUCAGAUCAUGUCAGAUACCACACGUCUUUUUUUUUUAUUUCCGUUGAACUGUAGUUAAUUUAAGAUGGUGACAUGAUCUGCCGUUACUUUGCCAUGCUAUUACUCACUCAUCUCUCAGAAAAGAAGAAGUGAGCAUAGGCGGGCUUGAAGGGGAACUAGGAACAGCCAGUGUAAAUGUGUGAACCUAAAUGUGCUUGUGGCUGAGCACACUUCUGCUGGGGUCUUUAAAAAAAAAUGUCAGUAGUCUGGCCUUAUCACUUUGUCGCUGUACGAUGGCAAUAUUCAUGUUAUUUGUAUUUGUUAAGUAAAUGAU
Alosa alosa (allis shad) is the source of this 2265-nucleotide messenger RNA. It is a transcript of the gene dok2, whose product is annotated as docking protein 2. The coding region runs from base 165 to 1904 and encodes 579 amino acids. The record is from RefSeq and is a predicted model, not a curated record. Gene Ontology annotation, biological process: cell surface receptor protein tyrosine kinase signaling pathway; positive regulation of MAPK cascade. NCBI's taxonomy places the organism in Eukaryota, Metazoa, Chordata, Actinopteri, Clupeiformes, Clupeidae. The transcript is spliced from 6 exons. Gene Ontology annotation, cellular component: cytoplasm.